CCCAAACUUUUUUCCUCACCUUACGGCAGAGCUGGGAGCUCUGCCUUAGAUUCUCCCUUUACUGGGCAGUAAUGUCGCAAGGUUGGGAUCGAAAACUCAAGGUUUGCGACCAUAGCUCUCGCUUUCCGGCCGAUACAGAGGUUCCUGAAGGCUGGUGGAGGUGGUGGGGCACCACGCAGCUUCUGGAAUUUCUGAGCAAUCCUGGUCAGUACACGAUGGACCCUGUAGUCUUGAGUUACAUGGACAGUCUACUGCGGCAAUCAGAUGUCUCACUAUUAGAUCCUCCAAGCUGGCUCAAUGAUCAUAUUAUUGGAUUUGCCUUCGAGUAUUUUGCCAACAGUCAGUUUCAUGACUGCUCUGACAGAGUCUGCUUCAUCAGUCCUGAAGUCACCCAGUUCAUCAAGUGCACCAGCAACCCAGCAGAGAUCGCCAUGUUCCUUGAACCCCUGGGUCUCCCGCAUAAGCAAGUUGUAUUUUUAGCCAUCAAUGAUAAUUCCAACCAAGCUGCUGGGGGAACCCACUGGAGUUUGCUGGUUUAUCUCCAAGAUAAAAAUAGCUUUUUUCAUUAUGAUUCCCAUAGCAGGAGCAACUCAGUCCAUGCAAAGCAGGUAGCUGAGAAAUUGGAGGCUUUCUUAGGCAGAAAAGGGGACAAACUGGCCUUUGUGGAAGAGAAAGCCCCUGCUCAACAAAACAGCUAUGACUGUGGGAUGUACGUGAUAUGUAACACUGAGGCUUUGUGUCAGAACUUGUUUAGACAACAGCCAGAAUCACUAUUACAACUACUCACUCCUGCAUACAUCACAAAGAAGAGGAGAGAAUGGAAAGAUGUCAUUGCCAGACUUGCUAAAAAUUAGCUAUCAUAUAUUUGUGUCUUUUGAAGUCUCUUUCUGCCCAUCCCCGUUUGUUGGAUGGUUGACAUCUCAGUGCCUGAGAGAAGAUGCCUGGUAGAGGCAAGCUUAGGGUUUUUUCUUUUUCCUGAAAGAAUGUCCUUCUCUGCAUUAUCCUAAUGAAAAGUUUCAUUUUAACCCUAAUUUAAAAACACUAUGUUCUGUGAAAAUGUCCUGAAGUUAAACACCAAAACCUUAAAACCAAGCUAUUUUAACAUUUAUUAAUUCCCUUUUAGUCUCCCUUUGCUUAUUCCAAAGGAAAAACAGUAACCUGUAAAACAAAUUAAGAAUAUGUGAAAUCUAGAGGAAUGCAAGAAAAAAAUGAUAGAAGAACCAAAAAAUUAUUGUACAGUCCACUGGCUGGAAGUGGAUCAAGCCCUAACUUAAUUCAAGAUCUAAGUAUUAUAAGAAUCAGUUAUUCACUUCUGUGAUAUCUCUUCCAUUCACCAUGCAAAGCUUUCCUAUCAGCAUACCCUUUGCAAAGAUUUGAUAAAGAUGAUGUUGACCCAUCUUCCUCCAUCUGAUUCCUAGAUGCUUUAAGAAAGGGGGCAUCUUGAGUAAUUUCAUUAAAUUAAAUGGCUCUGGUAGA
Messenger RNA from Phyllostomus hastatus (greater spear-nosed bat), 1476 nucleotides. RefSeq names its product SUMO peptidase family member, NEDD8 specific (gene SENP8). Gene Ontology annotation, biological process: proteolysis. Gene Ontology annotation, molecular function: deNEDDylase activity; cysteine-type peptidase activity. The record is from RefSeq and is a predicted model, not a curated record. The coding region runs from base 72 to 854 and encodes 260 amino acids. The transcript has 2 exons. Lineage: Eukaryota; Metazoa; Chordata; Mammalia; Chiroptera; Phyllostomidae.